UACACUGUCCAACAGAGUAACUCUGGAACAUUCCAAAUGGACAAAUGAGGGAAGUCCAUCCACUAGCAACGGAGAGAGCAACAAACUGGAUAACAGCAUAGCCUCCCUACACAGGACCUGUAAAAAUAGUGACAUUGAUAUGGUCUCUGAGCUGACGACGUUGGAUUCACUAAGAAGUCGUAUACGGGACCUAGAGAAGCAGCUGUCCAGAGGAGACAGACACAACUGUCUUAUCUGUAGGGACACUUACACAACACCCCUCACCUCCAUCCAGUGCUGGCAUGCCCACUGUGAGGAGUGUUGGCUCCGCACUCUGGGGGCUAAGAAGCUGUGUCCACAGUGUAACACCAUCACUUCUCCUGGGGACCUGAGACAGGUAUUUUUGUGACUGGGCAGGGCCAGAGAAGCACAGACCUCUGAGGGGGCAGGACCUCUGAAGUAUUAACCUUUGACCUUUGAAGGGGACAUAAGGACAGCUGGCCUGUCAGAGAUUACCCUUGUCUUUGCACCUUAACCUGCCCUCUAACCCCCCCCCCCUCCCAAACCAAGUAUGGGGCCACCCCAUGACAAAAUGGCACCCAUGACUGGGUAUUGCACAAUGAUUAGUCUUCAUGUCAUUUGACCUUUUAGGUUUGACAUUUGACCUUUGCUUUGCCCACCUAGAUAGCAUUCAUUUGUAUCAAGCUCAUCUCAUCAUUUAGUGAGCCAUUUCUAAGAGGAGGACUCAAUCCAUUACAAUUCAUACGUAAAUGACAAGAACUAGUCAUCUUAGUGCUCAGGCACUGAAAUAAUUAUUUAAAAUGGCUUUAGAUCAAAACAAGGUUGAGAUACUCUUUGGACUAUAAGCAGUAUACACUUGAAAAUAAUAGUGGUCUGUUUUUAUCAAAAGAAAGCACAUGUAAAUAGUUUUGUGUAUGUUUGAAAUUAUGUGCAGUACCUGUAAAAAGUUUGGCCACACCUAC
Molecule: messenger RNA, 962 nt
Organism: Oncorhynchus gorbuscha (pink salmon)
Lineage: Eukaryota; Metazoa; Chordata; Actinopteri; Salmoniformes; Salmonidae
Product: E3 ubiquitin-protein ligase Rnf220-like
Exons: 5
Coding region: 140-388 (82 amino acids)
Biological process (GO): protein ubiquitination; viral process
Molecular function (GO): ubiquitin protein ligase activity
Source: RefSeq, a predicted model, not a curated record